Molecule: messenger RNA, 330 nt
Organism: Helobdella robusta
Lineage: Eukaryota; Metazoa; Annelida; Clitellata; Rhynchobdellida; Glossiphoniidae
Exons: 3
Coding region: 1-330 (109 amino acids)
Source: RefSeq, a predicted model, not a curated record
AUGAAUUUUGCAAACAGGAGGGUCUUGAGAUCCGCUCUGAACUUCGUAAGUGAUGGAGAAGUAGUCAGAAAAGGAGAUAGAGAGUUCCAGAGAAAAUGGCCAGAAAAAGCAAAAGCAGAUUUAGCAAAAGAGUGUUUAACACGAGUUAAGAAAAAAUGGGUCUUGAGCAUGGUCUUGAGAUCUGCUCUGAACUUCGCAAGUGAUGGAGAAGUAGUCAGAGAAGUAGCCAGUGCAAGAGAACAAGAUAUGGAGAUAUAUGAGAAAAGAAAGAGGCACGAGCAACUAGACAAGCAGCAGAGUUAUAAGCUUUACGUAAAGGAUAGAGUAUAG